Molecule: messenger RNA, 507 nt
Organism: Aplosporella prunicola CBS 121167
Lineage: Eukaryota; Fungi; Ascomycota; Dothideomycetes; Botryosphaeriales; Aplosporellaceae
Exons: 1
Coding region: 1-507 (168 amino acids)
Source: RefSeq, a predicted model, not a curated record
AUGGACUUGCCCGAUGAGUUCAAGUUUAAAGAGGAACCCACACUAUACCCUAACAGAUGUCACGGAAGGGACGUCAGAGUAGUCCACAAGGACUAUCGCCAAUGUGACACGAUACAAUCCAAUCGUGCAGUUCACUCGCUCGAUGAAAGCUAUGAGCACAACCUGAACAAGAGGAUUGACACCACAGCGCCUACUCCGGCUGUUAUUUGCUUUGGCGAUUUGGGUGAAGACGGAAAUGCGGACCGGGAUUCCUUCGGCACCCUCGCCGGCGGGAAGAAGAAGGAAGCCGCCAAAAUUACCGUCGGUUUUAUACCCGCGACACAGUGGCCUGGUAUCCGCAUCGGGCUGAACCCUACUGGCUCCACCACAAGUAGCAGCGAAGUCGCUUGCUACAUCUUUUCCGGCGCUUUCCCGAAGACGUUCACCAAAGGCGGCAUGGAUAGAAUCAAGAUAGCUGUUGGCUCUCAAGCGGAUCGGACCAUCAAGGACCGAUACGCGCCGAAGUAA